AUGUACUCAACCUAUGGCCAUAUCCGACAGCUUGCCGAGGCUGAAAAAGCUGGCAUUGAAAGCGCCGGUGGCACUGCGGAUAUUUUCCAACUUCCCGAAACUCUCUCCAACGAUGCUCUCGCAAAGAUGCAUGCGCCUCCCAAGGCCAAUGACCCGAUCCUAAGCGAUCCCGCGAUCCUCGAGUCAUAUGAUGGUUUCUUGCUCGGAAUUCCUACACGCUUUGGCACUUUCCCAGCCCAAUGGAAGGCCUUUUGGGAUAAUACAGGCAAGCAAUGGUCCAGUGGUGCUUACGCUGGAAAGAUGGCUGGUCUUUUUAUAUCUACUGGCUCGCAAGGUGGCGGUCAGGAGGUCACAGCACAGAGUGCCAUGUCCACCCUUAUACAUCAUGGCAUCAUCUACGUGCCUUUAGGCUAUGCGAAGACGUUCGGCCAACUUACAAACUUGAACGAAAUCCACGGUGGCAGCCCAUGGGGUGCUGGCACCUUGGCCGGCGCUGAUGGCUCGCGUCAGCCUUCAUCUUUGAAGCUUGAGAUCGCACGCAUUCAGGGAGAGACCUUCUACUCAUUCGUCAACAAGGCUAGCAAAUCACAGAGCACCACUCAACAAGCACCGCCAGGGACUUCUACUCUCACAACGGAGAAGGCGAGGCAAAGGGCCAACAGCAUUGAGGAGCUUGAUGAUAUUGCUGGAGGAGCUUGCGGGCUUCCUACUAAAUGUGUUGUUCAAUAG
Fusarium verticillioides 7600 is the source of this 729-nucleotide messenger RNA. Its product is annotated as NAD(P)H:quinone oxidoreductase, type IV. The transcript has 2 exons. Gene Ontology annotation, molecular function: FMN binding; NAD(P)H dehydrogenase (quinone) activity. The record is from RefSeq and is a predicted model, not a curated record. NCBI's taxonomy places the organism in Eukaryota, Fungi, Ascomycota, Sordariomycetes, Hypocreales, Nectriaceae. Bases 1 to 729 code for a protein of 242 amino acids.